AUGAGACAACAAACCUGUACUUAUUUGAGAGUCCGCAAAAGACCCGGUCCCAAAGGGCCUCGAUCAGAUACCACCUGCAAGAUCGAAGAGAUCCAACGAGGAGCCACGGCAGAUGUUGAGAUGGUUACUCCAGCAGCCGAAAGCCCAGUCCUUCACGCUUCAAAUUCUCGCAUUCCGAUUUCGACUUACUAUGCGGUGUUUGAUGUCUUUCAAGCGCGCGUUCAUGAUAUCUGGCCGAUCGCCGAUAUUGAGCAGUUGAAAUGUCAACUCCAGAACUCCGAUAAUGAUCCCCUUUCACACGCUCUGGCAGCUGCCUUGUGCGCUGCGACAUUAGCACAACUUCGCCUUGGGCUCACACCAAAUCCGUGCCCUCGAGAUCUCUCUGCUACAGCCGAAGACUUUGCCAAAGAAUGCCUCCGCAUUCGACUGGAACAUCACUAUCAUCAAAAGCCAUCCUUGGAGGCCUUGAUUACAUCCGUCUUCCUUCAUAUGUACUAUGCCAAUCGAGAUCAGAUCACACCGGCUACAAUCUCGCUCCGCGAGGCUAUCACCUACGCAGACCUACUGCAUCUAGGUCAUACCCCCCAUCCGAUCAAGCGCAGUCAAAGAAGUGGCAACGGGAACUUCGAUGUUAUUGGAUCUUAUUUGACGUUUUGCAUCCAACAUGAUCUCCCAAUCACACUCCAAAGAAUACCAAAUCUCCCAGAAAUCGAAUGUGAUCCCUCCCAGGGAAAUCUAUAUGCAGGAUUCUGCGCUCUUGUUCAAUUGUUCUUGCAUAUACAGCGUCUCCUUAUUCUACCCCUGACGACAAGCAAAGCUAUCGAGGCAACAGAUAUGUAUUCAAAAGAUAGUAUAUCGGAUAUUCAACAACAAAUACAAGUCAGAAUGCCUCGACUCGAAGUCACUUCCGAAAUACAGUAUGUGGAUAUUUUGACUACUUCAGCAUGGGUCCGUUCGUUGCUGUGGCAGUACUCCGCUUCUCGCUUCAUGCUCUCCUCGUCCACGUCUAUCGAGCCGCUAUCAUUUGAAUACCCGCUUUUGAUUGCCAAGGAUUAUUUGGAGUGCCUUUCACACGUAUCCAUAGAAUCUUUGCGUAGCCACGGAUACGGCAUGAGUAUCAGACUUGUCGCAUUGGGCCUUUUGAUGCAGUUCUUGCAAUCGAACAAUUAUUGUCGCAAGUCGGAGGGAUAA
Molecule: messenger RNA, 1191 nt
Organism: Penicillium subrubescens
Lineage: Eukaryota; Fungi; Ascomycota; Eurotiomycetes; Eurotiales; Aspergillaceae
Exons: 3
Coding region: 1-1191 (396 amino acids)
Source: RefSeq, a predicted model, not a curated record